Porites evermanni is the source of this 6669-nucleotide messenger RNA. The record is from the annotation of a GenBank genome assembly. NCBI's taxonomy places the organism in Eukaryota, Metazoa, Cnidaria, Anthozoa, Scleractinia, Poritidae.
AUGAGUUAUCUUGUUUGCUGUUCUGAACCACUUGUAGACCUCUGUGUUCCUUCACACGUUGAAACGUUCUUACAGUUGGAAAAACAUGUCAAUCUUCGGCACAUAGUUACCCAACUCGACGUCGCCUCCAGAACAGACGUCAGCUUGAAUUUAUUCCAAUUUGAAACAGUGAAAACAGUCUGUUUAGAAGCUUACAGGAACCUACAGGCAGCCUUAAAUAACAACCAAAUCGACGAAUAUCAAGUGAAAAGUAUUUUUCAAGAUAAAAAAUUCAUUCUUGCCGGAAGAGAAUUUGUUGAUAUAAAACAUGUUGCUUUUGAGUUACCUGUCGACUGCUCUCCGUACCUCUAUAAGCUGCGUGACGACCUCGCAAAACCAUUUGGUACCUUGAUGAAGAGCGCCGGGGUGAAAGAAUUCUUCGAGUCCAGCGACUUCGUCACUUCUUUGGAAGAAAUGAAAAACACGUUUGACGACACAGCACUGGAUAAGAAAAAUCUUCAAGUUGCCGUUCAUCUGGCUUGUCUACUGGGUGAGUGCCUUAAAGAUUGUGAUGCAGCUGAUGAAAAGCAACAAAAAAUUUAUAUUCCUGACUCUCAAGGUAUAAUGCAACCUGCGAGUAAACUUUGCAUUCACGACUGUUUCUGGAUUUCUGAUGAAAAUGAUGUUUACUAUGCGAACAGCAUGAUUCCCCAUCCAAUAUGCCGUACAUUGGGAGUAAAAACACGCCGAGCAGAAGCACUCAGCCGCUUUACAUUUGGAAUUCCGUUUGGACAAAAGGAAAAGCUGACAAAUCGAUUACAGCGCCUACUUCAAGCCUACCCAUGUGAAAAAGAAAUUUUGAAAGAACUUCUUCAAAAUGCUGAUGAUGCAGAAGCAACAGAGAUCUGUUUUAUUAAAGACCCAAGACGACAUCCAGAUGAACGUGUUUUUGAGGACUCAUGGAAACCACUUCAGGGUCCUGCAUUAUGCGUGUACAAUAACAAGCCAUUCACUGAAGUGGAUAUCAAAGGAAUACAGAAUCUUGGGGAAGGAAGCAAAGGCGAUGACCCCAACAAAACUGGCCAGUACGGCGUGGGUUUCAACGCUGUUUACCACUUGACUGACGUCCCUACAUUUUCCUCAAGUGGUGACGAGAUUGGAGAUGUUUUGUGUGCUUUUGAUCCAAAUUGCGCUUACGUACCAGGAGCGAAUCAGUGGGAACCAGGAAGAAUGUUCAAGGAGACAACAAAGCUGAGAAGAAAUUUUCCAGAUGUUUUUUCCUGCUAUAAUGAUGACCAUUUCCCCUUACGAAACUCUACUAUGUUUCGGUUUCCACUAAGAACUGAAGAGAUGGCAAGCCAUUCUAAAAUAUCCGACCGUCCUGUAACACUUGAAAAAUUGACAGAAAUGAUGGAAUCAUUAAAAGGAGAGCUUUUUGAGGUUCUCUUGUUUGUUAACAAUGUUAGAAAGAUCACCUUGUGUGACAUCGACGAGAAUGGAGAAGUGGUGAAUUCGUACUUUGUCAAAGCUGAAAUAUCAGAGAAGGAUUCACUGGUAAGACAGUCUUUUUCUACUUACGUGAAAGAUAUUGGAGGGUCAGUGAAACAAAAUGGCAACGAGUCACCUACAGAAGCCGCAGUUAAAACGUGCUCCUAUGUUCUUAACCUAGAGGAUAGUAGUGGCAACAAGGAAAGGUGGCUAAUUGUCCAGCGAAUCGGCUUCGAACGCAAAGUGAAUGACAGCAUCAUCGAUGCUUACCAAAAGCAUGAUCUUGGCAUGCUUCCUCGAGGUGGUGUAGCUUGCUUGUUGCAACGCAAAUCCGUUGAAAAUGAGCCAGUGCAAAGAACGAAGAAGGUGUACUGCUUUCUUCCGCUUCCUAUCGAAACGAAUCUUCCCGUGCAUAUUAAUGGUCACUUUGCAUUAGACCACGAGGCAAGAACAAACUUCUGGAGAAAUGAAAGUGGUGGCUACAAACGUGACUGGAACAAUGUCUUGAUGAGUGAUAUCAUAACUUCAUGUUAUCUCACACUUCUCGACAAAGUGAGGAGCUUUUAUCACCUGCCAGUUACGCAUACCUCCGAAGAAGUUACUCUCAGCUGUAGUAAAGACUGGUUAGCAGCUAAUGUAGACAUCUUUGAGAGGCUGUUUCCCUCUAUGGCUCAAGGCAAUCCGUAUCUGAUCACUUUGGUUAAAUCUGUCUACCAGGAAAUGGACCGCAAGUGUUUACGAUUUCUUCCAGUAUUGCGUGACAACACUUCAGAGGACUCUACUCCCAUUUGCCAGCUCGCCUGGCUUCCUCUAACUGGGAAUGGGAAGGACAAAGCGUUCUUUAACUGUCUGGGGGAAAACGAUUGUUUCAGUGCUGUUCAAACACGAAGAUUCAGUGACAGUGAGAACGAAAUAGAGCGUUUAAACGCGAAAAGGGCUUCGUUUGAAGAAAUUCUGCUUCAAACUGGGUUUAAUCUGGUGGCAUUUUCUUUGUCAGUAUUCAAAGAGGCACAAGAAUCAGGUGUACACCCUUGCUGUGUUUCCCCUUCUGAUGUAAUAGAGUUUUACAAGUCUUUUAGUGGUGAGAUACCUCUCUGCAAAGUUGGAUCACUAUAUGUUGAUGUCAAGGAUACCCCAUUCAAGAAUGUUGAAACUGUGACAACAAUACUUACCUAUUGUAAAGACAGCGACAAGUUUCUGGAAAAGCUAUCUGGCCUUCCAUUACUUGUCACACAGGAUAAUCAUCUGCACGCCUUUAGCACUAUUCAUCCCAAGUUUCUUUCCCGUCAUCACGGGAUCCUUCCACAGUGUAAAGAAAUGUUUGUCCAUGACCAUGUUAGGAUAAAUAUCUUUGGUAAAGCGGAGAGUCUAAAAGCAUCAGUUUUUACGCGUUUUGAUGUUAACAGCUUCGCAGCCAACUUACAUCGAACGCUACCGCAAGGGUAUAUUAACAGUGGAAAAUACGUGGAAUGGAACCCAAAUCAAGCCAUAGAGCCUAAUUUUGAAUGGGUUAACAGAGUGUGGAAAUUCCUAGCCGAAGCGAUAGACGAUGCCCUCAGUGAGUGGAAAAGAAAGCAAAAAGAGAUUUCCAGAAACAACCAAGCAGUUAACGAGAGCGUGGUGUUACAGCCACUCAGUAAAGAGGAAGAAACCCGCAUCAUUCGAACAGUACUUGAACCUUUGGCCCAAUGGUGCAUUCUCCCAUGCACAGAAACGGCAAACAGUCCUAGGGAAAUAAGUCCUUCUGGAGUGCAAGUGAAACAAUACCUGCUACCCUUGAGUCUGUCAGAAUCUGUAAUUCAUUUACCGUCCCAUGAUGCCACAAAUAGGGAAGUUGUGGACGUAUUACGGUUGGUUAAUUUGCCUGAACUUAAUGGGCGUGUUUUGCUAUCAACAAGUGCUUCACAUACGCAGCCAAAUUCCUUCCGAUAUGCUUGUAGGUUGGUGGCCUCGAUUGAGUCACCAAAACUAAUCCUGAAAGCACUGGACGCGAAGAUGACCAGGGACACGCACUCUCUUCAUGGAAAGUUGAAAGCAACUGAAUGUCGCACCAUUUUGGGGUAUUUUAGCAAAAAUGUGAAAGACCUGUCAGAAGGAGAUAAGAGACCCUUAAAAAGACUUCCCUUUUACGAGGCCAUACAUGGUGGACUCUUGAGCAUAGAUGACAACAGCGUCUGUGUAGUUCCUGUAGACGUUCCAGGUAAAGGAAUGGAAGUUUUAGAAAGCGUGAGUGAUGUCGUGUUUCUGAAGUGGUGGUACGGCCUUUCUGACUUGCAGAAAUUUCUGGAAUUUGAAUCCACCUCAUCGGUUGAUAUGUAUUGCAAGUUCAUUUUGAAGUUCUUUCAUUUCUUCUCCAGUGAAGCAAGGCUAGUUCAUCUUGAGCACAUCCGUGACAGAAUUUUGAACCAAGUAUUUGCUAAGGAGUAUGACAAGCAGCGAUUGUUGUAUUGUCUAGAAAGUACAAAUAUCAUUCCUUCUAGCGACGGUACCUUAGUGAAGGCAAACUGUUAUUAUAAUCCAGAGAACGGGGUGUUCAAAGCUUUGCUUUCAGAUGACCUGUUUCCGCCAGAACCCUUUAACAGUGAGGAAUGGUUGCCGUUUUUAAAACGUAUCGGAUUGAUUCACGAAAUUUCUCAAGAUCUUUUCAAGAUGUUUGCUCUGAAAAUCGCAAACGAAGCCGUUACACAGCCCACGGAGAACACUGAGUUGAAGUCAAAAGUCCUUGUAGCACACCUGUUCAAGAGGAGCAAUGUUGUAGAAGAAGGCCUUCUUGAAGCUAUCUGCGAUAUUAAGUUUGUCCCUUCAGACCCUGUUAAGCCAAACCUUCGAGCAAUAUAUCGACCAUACGGUGAACGAAAUGACGGUAAGCCAACUUACAUUUCUUUCCGCGGUUCUUUAGUAGCAAAGCAUGCCAAAAUAGUUUGGACAACGGCUCCUCUUCUUCCUCAAUGGGCAAAUCCGAGGGAAUAUCAGUAUCUGAUGAAUGCACUUAAUUGGAGCAAUAUGGAUCACUACUGCUACGCAGCAAUGGAAAAGCUAGGAAUUCUGGCAGAGCCAACUGUAACGCUUGUUACAUCGCACUGCCAAAUUGUGUCGACCCACUUAGAAAAAGAAAAUGAUAGAGACCUGACUGCGGAUCAGAUGACCACAAGAAUGUCAGUCAUGAUGAAAAUCUACAGAUUCUUGAAAGCUAAGGCUACCUCGUCUGCUUUUGCAAAAGACCAACUGAGACACACACCAUGUAUUUUAGUUGAAGAAGGCAGGCGUCUCGUAAGAGUUCACCAAAUAGUUAUUGAACUAAACAAGGAAUAUGAGAUUCAGCCAUACCUCUACAGGGUACCAGCAGAGCUUGUUCAGUUUGAGGGCUUGUUUCAGUAUUUGGGCUGUGCUUCUGUAGUGAAUAUAUCUCAUUUCGCUAUGGUCUUAGAUAUGCUGAAACAGAAAUGUAAGGAGAAACAACUAGAUCCCAAUGAGAAAAUGUGCGCUUUAACAGCUGAAAGAGGUAUUUUUGAAGCACUUAAAGAUCAUUCGAACGAUGGCCAAAAUUUGCCCUCACUUUACCUGCCAGCCACACGUCCAUUUAUUGACAAAGAUGAUGGCCUUUCACCGCCUGUCGUGUUGCAAAAAUCAGCGGAACUUCUCUUUGAUGAUGCCCCGUUUUACCAUGAACGCAUUAAAGGGUUUGAUCAGCUCUUCCUGGUGGACCUUUCAAAGGCCAAGGUGCAUUGUAAAAAGGGUUCCAAUUACAAGGAUCUAAUCAUGCUCCUUCCUCAGGCCCUACGUCCUCAAAUUUUGUCCACCGUCGUCAUAGAGAAAUUCACUGAUUCUUUUGACAAGGGCGAUAGAUUUGAUCUUGGAGCAGCCGUUUCGCUAAAAAGGUCACUUCACUCACCGCAAUUCUGUCGUGGCAUUAUCAGACUUAUUCGUCACGCAAGCCGCGAAUACGAGGAAAAGGUAGAUGAGAGUGUCGUUGCCACUGUCAAAAACCGAUUGCAAAGUAUCGAGAUUCAUGGAAUGAGUAAAAUUGUUACUCAGCUACUCUACAAAGGAAUCAAAAUUCCAGGAAGCGAGAUGGAAAAGCCAUACUUUGUGGAGAAGGUUAGCAAGUCCAGUGAAGAGAUUUGGAAUGUAUAUGUCAAUGCUGUGGACGAAGGACAGAAAACGUCAUCGGCAAUAGCUCUGAAUUUAGCCAAGGUGAUAUCAGAAGCAUGUAAGGGACUCUUGAGGGACGCCGCUAUGUUCAUUCCUCCGAUGUUGCAAAGUCAACCAGAGCAUAUUUCCUCUUUUCUGGACAUGAUGAAGAUACACCAAGAUGAUUCUUAUGAUGGGGAGGAAGGAGAGAUCUUACCACCACCAGGUAGUUUUAUUCCAAUUGCCGAACAACACCUUCUCAAUGCAGCCUUUUCAUAUUUCAAACCUGGUGAAUACGUUGGAUACGAAGUAGACGAUCCAAGUCUAAAACUUGAAGAUGGAGAUGCAACUUACAUUUAUGCUGUAAUAAUCAAUGAAGUUUCAAAUCCCGACACUAGUCUCAUUACAAAGUCUUACAAGAUCAAUGUUGGAAAUGACAAACCACCAAAAGUUGUCCCAGCAACUGAAUUGUACAAAUUUUACCGUUUUCAAGAGAUAGCACCGGCUGCACUCGUUUCAUCAGGUCAUCAAUGGACAAAUAUGGAUAGCAAACAUGAAAUAUUUCAAGAGAUCACCAAAACACUAGAAGAGGCUUGGGGGCUUUCAGAAGACAGAAGAAGACAAGUUGUCAAGCGACUAUUUCUAUUAUGGCACCCGGACAAAAACCCAAGAAAUGAGGAAUUCUGUACAGAGGUUUUCCAGCACACAAAGAACGAAAUUGAACGUUUGGAGAGGGAAGGUUGGGGUAGACGUGAACGCGAAAGGAGCGAGAGUUACCAUUACGGUGGUGGUUCAUAUGGUGCCUACUUUGGUUUUUGGGGGACGCGUGCAAGAGAGCACCGUUCUCGCCGCCGAGAGUACCAAGAAACAUACUAUCGACAUUAUGGAACAUGGGGACACAGAACGCGAACCUGGGAGGUUCCUCCUAGCUUCUGUGAAACGAAUCCCCAACCAGGACAGGCGAGGCGCUGGUUUAGACAGGCAGAAACUGACCUUAACGCCGUUGCGAACGACGUUCAUACUGGUACUGCUUCUUACGAAUGGGCAUGCUUUAAGUGCCAUCAGGUAUGA